This is a messenger RNA of Ostrinia furnacalis (Asian corn borer), 975 nucleotides long. RefSeq names its product sorting nexin-7-like. Gene Ontology annotation, molecular function: phosphatidylinositol binding. The transcript is spliced from 6 exons. The record is from RefSeq and is a predicted model, not a curated record. Gene Ontology annotation, biological process: autophagy of mitochondrion; piecemeal microautophagy of the nucleus; protein transport. NCBI's taxonomy places the organism in Eukaryota, Metazoa, Arthropoda, Insecta, Lepidoptera, Crambidae. Bases 265 to 975 code for a protein of 236 amino acids. Gene Ontology annotation, cellular component: early endosome; phagophore assembly site.
UGAAGAAACGUGUACCAAUCUGUCAAAAGUGGAAAUUUAAUGAUUUUCCCGAUUCAAAAAAUACAAAGAAACUCAAUAUUUCUUUGAAGAAAGGUGCUUUGUUUUAAUUAAAUUAGUCUAAUUAGUUGUAAUGUAGUCACCAUUACGUGUACGGGAGUGAAACAACAGUGCUUGCAUUAUUAUUGAUCCAUUUUCGGAAAUCAGGCCAAGCUGGAAUAAAAUUGUUGUUUUGUGAAGUUUUUCUUGUGUCAAGCCUUAUCAACCAUGGCAAGUGAGAGCAGUUCAGCUGUGCUGGACCUGAACGAUGGGGACAUCACAGAAGACACGGAGCCACCGAGUGUGACGGAAGACACCAACGAUGGCAACGAAGGCAUACCGCUGAUUAUGGAGCAUGGAUAUGAUAUUGCUGUUAAGGUUGACGCGCCUCUAAAACAGUUAUCGACGCUAGAAACGUUCGUGACGUACCGCGUGCGAUGCGUCUGCGCUCGCUGGCCCGCGCCGCCCGCUGUGCGCCGCCGCUACAACCACUUCCGGAUCCUCCACAGCCGGUUGUCAGCGGCGCACCCUCUGAUCGCAGCGCCGCCGCUUCCACCGCGGCACUCCGCGCGUCAACAGCUCGACCGCUACGAGCCCGGCUUCGUGAGGCUACGGGCGAUGGCACUGCACGCGUUCCUGUCACGCGUGGCCAAACACCCAAUCCUAACUCACUCGCCGGAGCUCCGAACAUUCCUCUGUACGCCCGACGAGGAGCUAGACAAGGUGUUUAGAGGCGAAAGCAGCGCCCUCAACCUUUGGGGGGGACUUAGUGCCAAGAAUGAUAGCAAAAAUACCAAUGGAGCUAGGGUAAAAGACCCAGAAUUCAGCUCGGCGGCGGACUACUUAACGUCUCUGCAGCAGAAGCUGACGACUCUCUGCGCGCUCACCGUCAAACUGCACAAAGGAUCGGCGGCCGUGGGGAAUGAGCUCAUGGGGUGA